AUACCCACUAGAUUGUGAUCAAUAUUCACUGUGUACAGCGUGUUUGAUGCCCACUAUAUUGUGUUUGAUGCCCACUAUAUUGUGUUUGAUGCCCACUAGAGCGUGUUUGAUGUCCACUAGAGCGUGUUUGAUGCCCAUUAGAGGAUGUCUGGUGCCCACUAAAGCGUGUAUAACACCCACAAGAGCGUGUUUAAUGUCAAGUACAGCGUUUUUUAUGCCCAUCAGAGUGUGUUUAAUGUCCACUAGAGAGUGUUUAAUCUCCCACGAAGCAUGUACUGGAUGUUGUUAUAUUUUUCCAUUUAUGGGAGACAUGAUAAUGCGUAGAGACAAGUGCUUGGCUUCGACAUUGAGGCAGACAGCAUGUUUACCGAAAAUCAACAGGGUCAAUACCAGGAAGCUGGGACUGAGGAAUGUUAUCAGUUAAACUGAGAUAACGCUAUCUUCUUUUGGGAGUGAUCAGGAGACCAGUGUGUGCACACAUAGAGACUUAAACACUAACUCAUCACCAUGGAUUAAUUGACAUUUUUCUCGAGAAUGGACUACAGACUAAUACUUAUUCUCAGCUUUUUUGGCCGAGUCAUCACAGAAGAUGCCACUGUUACCGGUGCAGGAUGUCAAAAUACUUUAGGAAAUGCUACAGUGUACAAACUGAAAGAAAAUUCUCCUACAGGAUUUGUUCUGUUCAACAUCACAAAUAUUACGAAUCUAACGUUCAUCGAGGGGAAUAGUGAUGCUCACUUUGGUAUACAUAGCAAUUCUAGCCAUUGGACGAUAACAUUAAAGACUGGUUUAGACUUUGAAACUCGUAAAACGUAUACUAUCAAAGUUGAAUGCACAGACACCGAUGGUGUCAAUCGUGUUACAUACACUGUAGUCGUAGCUGUUGAGAAUGUGUUUGAAGGUAACAUAACCUUAAAACCAUCAAAAACCAGCUUCAACUUUACGAGGAAUGGUUCACAUGUUGUCAUUGAUGUACCAGAGCAUACUCCCGUACACACUAACAUUCUGGAAAUUGACGCACAAAGUGCAGAUGCUGAACGCAUUUCUAUUAAUUGGACAUUGAAUGAUAAUGGUACACUACAAGUAAUAAGUAAAAGUUAUAAGACAAUUUUACUUACAUUGGAGAGAAAACUGAUCUAUGGUACCAAGAAUACACUGAAUUCUAGUGUCCAAGCAAAGGUGGUAGGCCACCAAGAUGCACAUCAGACAAUGCAGAUCACCAUCAAAGUGACAGAUGUGGACGACAAAAACCCGAAGUUUGAUCGGAAACUCUACAAGGCUCAUGUUCAAGAAAAUGCUACAGCGAACACCGCCAUUCAGUUUGAUAACGGAGUGGAGGGAAUCCAUGCUAAAGAUCAAGAUUUCGGAAUCAAUGAUACAAUAAAGUACUCUCUUGUGAAUAUAACAGAUGUUGCAGAUAAUGCUUUCGAUAUUGAUCCAAGAAAUGGUACAAUUACUGUAUCAAAAACAAGCAGAUUAGACAGAGAGACUGUAGAUGUAUAUACACUGAUUAUAAAGGCUUACCAGGAAAAUAAUCCAAAAUUUCGUCAGGAUGUUGCUGUUGUUCGGAUUAACAUCACCGAUGUGAAUGACAAUCCUCCCGUUAUGUCCCGGGCUCAUUACUAUGCCAAAAUUCCAGAGAACAUGAGAGAUACACAGACUGUCAUACAACUAGAAGCGACGGACGCUGACGAGGGAAAUAAUGCUAAAUUCAUAUUUGUGUUGGAGAAUUGUUCUGAUGCCUUUAGAAUUGAUACUCAGAAUGGGACAGUUCAUGUAAAAAACAGUAACCUGCUAGAUGUGGAAACGAAUGAUACAUUUUCUUGCAAGGUUUAUGCGAAGGAAAAUGAAACAAAAGAGCUCAGGAGUAAUACAUCAGAUUUGACUAUAAUGCUGUCUGAUGUCAAUGACAACAGUCCAAAGUUCGUCAGGAACUACACUUUUAAUGUCACAACGAAUCCAUCGAAAGCUACAGUAAUUGGACAGGUGCAAGCAACUGAUGAUGAUAUCUGCAAAUUAACCAAUGGAAAGGUGACCUAUAGAAUAAGUGGCCAGGAAGAAAGUCUGUUUCGCAUCAAUGACACAACAGGAAAAUUAUAUCCGUUAAAUGACGGACUUUAUAGUUGUAACAGAUCCAAACUACCCAAAACUGUCGUACUGGAUGUGACCGCCUCUGACAAUCCGUCAGACACAACGGAAAAACGGAGUACUACAGUGAGAGUUAUAGUCAGUUUAGAGACAAAUUUGUGUCCACCAAAACUCUCCUUCCAAGGACAUAAUUAUACAAACGAAACGGUUACGUAUCCACCAGAAAUCAAGGAAGACCUAGCUGUAGGGUCCAUCAUUCUUAUCUUUAAGGUUCUGGAUGUGGAUCCUAUUGACCCUUCACUAUAUUUGAUUGACGGCAAUGGAAUUUUUGAACUAAACUCGACCAGUGAACAGGGAGUUAUUAUACUGAAGAAAAGGCUUGACAGAGAACUUCAGGACAAACACAGCUUUACAGUGCGUGCUGAUGAUACGGAACAUGUGUCAUAUCUGACUUUCAAUGUAGAUGUUGGUGAUGUAAAUGACAAUGCUCCAGUCUUCAACCAGAGUAUUUAUAAUGUGGUGAUGAAAGAGGAGUCAAUAAAAGGAAGACCGAUGAAAGUGAAGGCAACAGACAGAGAUUUGAAGAAUAAUUCGAAGAUUAUAUAUAAGCUAAUGCUAUCCAAGUGGAGCAAUCAUUUUGAAAUUACACCUACAGAAGGAAUAGUAAAUCUCACACAAAAGAUUGACCGUGAAAAAAUGCCUCGAGGAAAUAAUACCCUGGAUCUUAUCGUGAUAGCAGAAGAUGGAGGCACACCACCACUGAAUGGAACCGCGGUGAUAACAGUCACCGUUAACGACAUCAAUGAUCAUGAGCCACAGUUUGAUGGAGAUUAUUCGACUUUUAUCAUAACAUUCAAUGAAAACGAGACACCUAUGAACUUUUACACGGCAAAGGCAACAGACGAGGAUGCUAAAGAUGUUGUACUCUAUAGACUAGUGAAUGGGACAGGAGUGUCGUUCAGUAUUAAUACCAAUACAGGACAGAUGUCAGCAACGAGAAAUUUAACGCGGAAUGAUACUGGCAUUUAUGUGAUAGAGGCUUACAAUAACAGACGUUACUCAAAAAUAAGUAUGCGAAAUACCACACAAAACAUCAGAAUCAACAUAACUGAUGUCAAUGAUCACUGUCCAGAGUUCGAACCCGAAAGUUAUGAUAAGACUUUUCGAGAAGAUUGCCGUGUUGGUUCAGAGUUGGGGAGUGUGACUGCUACGGAUGCUGAUUGGUCAGCUGAGUUUGGAUCGGUGUACUACUGGAUCACAGAUGGAAAUUCAGAGAGCAAUUUCUUCAUCAACCAACUCACCGGUACCUUGUAUUUGGCUAGUCCUUUUGAUUAUGAAACAACACAAGGUUACAAUCUCACGAUAACUGCAUCAGAUUCAAGAGAGCUAAAUCAACCCGGAGUUAAUGCAUCGUUUGUCCUCCAUGUUACAGAUGUCAACGAUAACAAACCAGAAUUUUCACAUGACCAUUACCAAUGUAAUCUCGAAGAAAACAGACAUGGACAAUUUAACUGUUUUGUAAAGGCUGAGGAUGGAGACGGGACAAAUCAGUUCAAUAAAAUUGUUUAUCAGCUACAGGAACCCUCAUACAAUUUUACAAUCAACAGUACCGGAGAAAUAACAGUUGAUCGACCGAUUGAUUUCGACGUUGGAAAUCACAGCUUUAAUCUGACUGUGAAGGCCAUGGACAAAGAGAAUUCUAGUUUCAAUAGCAUAUGUAACGUGACAGUCUUAAUCUCUAAUAUCAACGAUGAAAGCCCCGUAUUCCAGAACAAGAACUAUAAAUUUAACGUGGCGGAGAAUCAACCACAAGGAACUGUGGUAGGGAUGGUGAAAGCUGAGGACAAAGAUUCGAACCAGCUGCAAUACGAGAUCGAGGGGACCAAGGAUUUCAAAGUGGAUAAAACUUCUGGACUCAUCACAACAUACAGUGAAUUUGAUUACGAGAACACUACAAUAUAUCAGUUUGAGGUUACGGUCAGUGAUGGAAUAAACAACGACACAGCCGAUAUAACAGUGGACAUCAGAAACAUGAAUGACAACGCCCCAGUCUUCAGUGCAAAGAGGUACAAGGUCGACAUUCCAGAAAACAUAACUAAUCAACCAAUCGAAAGAAAUAUCAGUGCCAGUGAUUUGGACCAGGGCCAGAAUGUGACCUACUCCCUGAAAGAAGACUUCCAAGAAUUAUUUUCCAUAAACCCUACCACAGGAAUCCUGUCUGUUAAGAACAGCAAGAAACAGUUGGAUUAUGAGAAAAAAAGCAUUUACGUUUUCGAGGUUGUUGCUACAGAUGAUGGCAACCCCGCUCUGCAAGGGACCGCUAUCGUGGAGGUCAACUUGACUGAUGUAGACGAUACAUGUCCACUCUUUAACAAGUCAAUUUAUACUGGGGUGAUCAUCAAAGAAAACCAAGCUUAUGAUAACAUCAUACAGGACUUGGCUACAGAUGUGGAUACUCCAUCGGAGAAUCUAGUGUACAAAGUUAUCAACAAUUCCAAGUUUGAAUUUAAUGGGAGUAAAUUGCGACUGCUACAGGGACUGGAUGUAGAUGGCGAUGGUCAACCAUCUCUUAUCAACUUGACUGUCUCUGUCACAGACAACUCGACAAAUCAUAACUGCAGUGCCACUUCCAUUGUCCAAAUCAAAGUGGAAAAUGUGAAUGAUAACUUUCCGAGGAUCGACACGCAAUCUUGUCCGGAGACAAUUUCACAGAACUUUAGUGGCGCUUUAUGCAGUGUUACUGCUUCAGAUGACGAUUUACACAGUUAUAAUUUUACAUUCUUUCUUACUCGAUCCUAUGGAAUUUUCACCAUUGAUGACUCUACAGGCAAUAUAAGUGUGCCAGAGUCUCACACACUCAAAGCAAAUGUCACAUAUAAUGUAAGUGUGGUGGUCAGUGAUCACGGUAGUCCACCAAAGAUGAAUCAUUCUGUCAUCGAGAUUUUUGUUAAUGCAUCAAACCAUUUCUGUCCCGAGUUUCUCAAUGCUAGCGUCACGGUUGAUAUAUUAGAUACAUCAUAUCCCAAAUCUGUGUGGAACAUGACAGCAACUGACCGUGAUAGUGGUCCAGAGGGGGAAAUUAUAUACACAAUUAUUAAAGAUGAUGGGGAUUUAUUUAAAAUCAAUCCUGUAACCGGGGAAAUUAUCCUGAAAAAGUCACUGAAUUGUAAUCACCCAAACACGAAAUAUAUACUCAGCGUGAAAGCCCAGGAUCAAGGCUUUAGCCGAAUGUCCACCACGGGGAAUGUAACGAUUAGAGUGACGAACAUCAAUGAAAAGCCGAAGAUUAAGAAUAUUAAUUAUGAGCUUUGUGUUAAUCUCCCACUAAUGGCUAACACAACUAUUGCACGAGUGAUAGCAGAAGACCCCUACUCCGUGUGCAUGGGGAACAAGUUUUUAGUUAAUUACACCUUGACAGAUUCUAAGGGUUUGUUUCAUAUGGACAAUGGGGUUAUAUCAACAGUCGAAAGCAUAACCAAUGGAACGCUGAACUACACACUGGAGGUCACAGUUACUAACGGUCAAGGACUUACUGAUACCAAACCAUUUCCAAUCUCAUCUGGCAAGAAAGGAGAGCCAGUAUUUAAAUCUUCAGUGAUUGAAAAGUCGAUCGAUGAGAAUACCAAGUCCAGCACUUCGAUACUGACCAUGGAAGCAACCGGUAAUCCCAAUAUUAGCUACAGCAUCAAAAGUGUAUCCAGUCAACAUGACGCUUUCAAAAUCAAUAACACUACUGGUGUAAUCACUUUGGUAAAGGAAUUGGACAGAGAACAGGAAAAUAGCAUAUCUAUUGUUGUAAUUGCUUCAAAUCAGAUAGGAACCUGCAAUUCUCAGGUUGUUAUUCAAAUUAUGGAUGUAAAUGAUGAACCUCCUCACUUUAUCAAUCUUCCAUACCACACCAAAAUAGAAGAGAACAAGACUCCCGAUUGUCUUUUUAAUGUAUCGGCAAUGGAUCCAGACGAGAAAGGGGAGUUGCACUUGGAAAUUGUUGACUCUGGUAAUUGGAACGAAACCUUCAGCCUGACCAAUAUAACUGAAGAGAGCACAGAUCAAAUAAUUACGGCGUGUAUUCGAGUCCAUAAACCAUUAGACGCAGAGAUGAAUACUAGUGUUAUAUUACAGGUCAGAGUAACAGAUGGGGUUCACGAAAACUCAACUGAUGUAAAUGUAACGAUCAUUGAUGUCAAUGAUAAUUUUCCUCAAUUUACGCAGCCUUUGUACAAUUUCAGUGUUUAUGAGGAUGCUUCAGUUGGAAAACCAAUUGACACCAUUUCAGCUACAGAUGCAGAUCAAAUGGACAGGGGGAAACUAAAAUAUAGUAUUUAUCGGAGUGAACACUUUGAUAUCAAUGAUCAGACAGGCGUCCUGUCGGUAAAACAGAAGCUAAACAGGGAAGAAAAGUCCUCCUAUGAAUUUAAUGUGUCUGUUGAAGACAGUUCCCCAGACCAUAAAGAACAUGUCUCAGUGAAUGUGAUAGUGCUCGAUGUGAAUGAUAAUACACCUCAUUUUAAUUGCUCAAAUAUGACUGACACUCUUCAAGAGGGAUCAAAGAGUGAAGAACUGAACAUUAGUGUGGCCGUUAGCGACCCAGAUCUUGGAGAGAAUGGCACUGUGACGCUCACAUUGGCUAAUUAUGGAGAAUUGUUUGAGAUCAAGAACACCUCCAGACACAUGGGUACAAUAUAUGUGAAAACAGAACUUGAUCAUGAAGCGAAAGGGGUACCAAUUACAGAAGAUGGACUAGCUGUGUAUUCACUUUAUGUGGUGGCGACUGACCAUGGAACCCCACCACUGUCAUCAACAGGAACAGUCCACGUCUUUGUGGAGGACAUCAAUGACUGCACCCCACAGUUUGAGGUGAUGGACAUGCGGGCAACAGUGAUGGAGGGUAGCAACAAGGGGUUUUCCAUAUAUCGAGUGACGGCCACAGACUGCGACUAUGAUCCAGAGAACAAGAACCUGACAUACGAGAUAUCGGGAGUAGAUGGAGAAUACUUUUACAUUGAAAAAGAAGUGCAUGGGAUGAAUCAAGAUGGAAUUGUAAAACUUAAGGAGCAGAUAAGCAUUGAUGUCAAGAAGGUUUAUGAAGUCAAUGUGACCGUAACGGAUGGAAAGAACACUAAUCAGACAUCAUUACAAAUUACUGUAGAAGAUGUAAAUGACCAUGAUCCAAAUUUCGCUCAUCCUAUAUACCUCUUCAACACCACAGAAAAUGAUGGGCCUGAUGUCAAUGUGAAAGUAGGUCAAGUCAUCGCAACAGACAAGGACCUGUACAAAAAUGGGAACAUAUCAUACUCCAUAGUCACAUCUGACGUGCAAGAUUUGUUUAAUGUAACACAGGAUGGGUGGAUCCAUUUGAUUGGAGAGGUGGACAGAGAAAACUGUUCCAGUCACAGGUACUCCUUCACUGUUAUAGCCGUGGAUGCCGGGUCAGCUAAACGUACGGGUUUUACCGAGGUUGUGGUAGACAUUACUGACUUGAAUGACAACUCUCCAGUAUUCCAGCCAGUGAAUGCGACCUACACGGGAAAUGUAAAGGAGAAUUCGAAUUCAACCAGCGUAUUGAUUAAUCCACCAAUUUCUGCCGAAGAUUAUGAUGAUUCAAUAUAUGGAACCGCGGGAAUUCGUUACUUCAUUGUUAGUUCUGAUGCCUCGGAACUGCCGUUUGAAAUUGACAGUAAAACGGGGGAAAUCCUUGUGAACGACUCUGCGAAUCUUGACAGAGAAACCAAAUCUAAUUACACAAUAAAGGUGGAGGCGCGGGACAAUCUAGGUGAUGCACCCUAUCGCAAUACCUCCACGGUGGUGAUAAUCAGAGUGCUGGAUGAGAACGACAACCUCCCUCACUUCACUCCCUCCAAUUACAAUUUCUCUGUAUCUGAGUGCGCUCGUAUUGGUGAUCCGGUGGGCAGUGUAACGGCACAGGACAGGGACUUGAAUUUUGAUCCGUUUUAUUACAUUGUGUCAGGAGCGGAUGGACACUUCUCAAUCAAUGACAAAACAUCUGGAAAUAUUUCCAUCACCAAAGAUUUGGACUGUGAAAGGAAAAGCAAUUACAGCUUGAUUGUAGAAGUUAGAGAUGGAAUUAACACCGCUGAAGCCAAUGUCAUAAUUUACCUGGAGGACGUUAACGAAGCCCCAACGUUCAAGAACCCUGUGCUUAGGAUCAGCGUGGUAGAAGAAAGGAGUCGCUCUGACCCAAUUCUGAUUCUCAGUGCAACAGACAAUGACGAAGGAAACAAUGCACAGCUAGAAUACAUCUUUAAUAAUUCAUCACGAGAUUCAAGUAUAUACACACCGUUUAAUCUGUCCAAGGAUGGUAAUUUGUAUCUGAAGCAAAAGUUAGACAGAGAAAUAGAGGACAGCUAUUCUCUGUCUGUGUUGGCGGUAGACAAAGGGUCACCCCGGUUGACCGCGACCGCCACGGUCAUUGUGACUGUGAAAGACAUCAAUGACCACUCACCGGUCUUUUAUGAUCAUGACAACAAAACCAUCCAGGAAUACUCGGCUAGUGUGUUGGAAAUGUCUCCAGUGAACUCCAUAAUAUAUCUCCCUUCCUGCCGGGAUCAAGAUGUCGGGGAAAACGGAACUGCUGGCAUACACUACAGUCUAGAAAGUCAAAUUUCUGGCGUAAACGGCGAUUUGUUAACUAUAGAUCCUUCCUCCGGCUUUGUUUCUAUAAAAAGCCCAAUAUCGUUUAAUAUCCUUGUGCAUGAGACGAAUGGAACCAAUCAAAGCUUAGUCCUUCCCUACGUCAUAACCGCUACAGAUGGAGGGACUCCGCCCAGAACUGCUAAUCUUUCACUGUACUUAACUGUUGAAAAUAUCAAUGACAAAGCUCCCGUGUUCCUUCAGUCUCGUUAUGACUUCGUUAUCCCAGAAAAUGCUACUGACAAUACUGUUGUGGACAAGAUAAGAGCUGAGGUUGUCAACGAGACAUUCUAUACCCUGACUUACUCCAUGAUAAAGCAAACAGAAGCAGCCUCCAACUUCUCAGUUCACGCUGAUGGAAACAUUUAUACAAUAGGAGUUUUGGACCGGGAGACUAAAAGUCAUGUGACAUUUGCUGCCCAAGUGGUUGAUGGCAGAGUGCCAGAGAGGACCGCUUUCACAGUGGUAUCUAUAACUCUACAAGAUAUCAAUGACAACUCUCCAAUCUUUGAUGAACCGGAGUAUCAGUACUCGGUAACGGAAAACGAUGAAUCUCCAUCGCCGCUGUUGGUGUCUGCCAGCGACAAGGACGCUGCUGACAAUGCUCGAAUUGAUUAUUCAUUGACGGAAAAUUCAGAUGGGAAAUUUAUCCUCAAUGAAACCACAGGAGAACUGAGCGUGAACGGAUCAUUGGACAGGGAGAUAACUCCGUACUAUCAUCUGCAGAUAACGGCUAUGGACAACGGCUAUCCCCAACUUUCAUCUACGGUCAACGUUACCGUGAGAGUUGGCGAUCUCAACGACAACGCUCCAAAGUUUAAUGACACUCAACGAACAGCCGAGAUAUCGGAGAACCUUCUGGGCAGACAGAAUAUUGUCACGGUGACAGCUGAAGAUCCGGACGUCGGAUUGAAUGGCACUGUUGUGUAUGAACUUGAGCAAGAUUAUGGUCUGUUCCGUAUAGAGUCCCUUAACGGCACAGUGUUUUGUGUAAGAUCAUUGGACUACGAGGAGCAGACUGAGUACAAUCUGACCGUGACAGCUACAGACCAGGGUACUCCACCUCAAUUAUCUGUCAUCAGUCUAACAGUGCGGGUCAUCGAUGUAGCAGACAACGUGCCCAAGUUCAGCCAGGUCUUAUAUGAGGUCACCGCCAGGAUCGCUGAUGGAGUGGGGAUAUCUGUGCUGAAUCUCACUGCAGGCGACAAUGUCACUUACACCAUCACAGACGACAAUCAGGAGAACAGGUUUGCUGUAAAUGAGAAGACUGGUGAGAUUCGAGUUACUCGUAGUCUGGCCCACAGUCGCGCAGAGUAUCUGUUUUCUGUGGAGGCCAGAGACACUGGCUCCAACUUCACCGCCAUAACUAAGGUCCUUGUUCAUGUUACGGACUUGAACACAGUGAGUCCUUUAAUUCCACAUUACACAGCAGCAUUAUCGGAAAACAAAGAUGGUACAACCAUAGUGUUCAAUCUGACAUCCCACGACAAGUAUGGAGCAGGACUGGAAUACUGUAUCGACCAAACAGAGCCAUCCUGGACCAUGGGAUAUUUCUAUAUUAGUGGUGGGGCGGUGCUUUGUAAUCAAUCGUUGGACAGAGAAAAUACUAGUAGCAUCACCCUACACAUAGGGUCCAGGGAAAUACAGUCUCGGCUCGGGCGGAAGAAAAGGAGCCCUGAUACAGGGAAGAUAACUUUGGUAGUCAAUGUAACAGAUGUAAAUGACAACUCGCCUUCCUUCACGAGGGUUUCCUCGCAGCCGCUGGUGUUUGGGGUCCCCAUAGGUGCACGACCUGGUGAUGUUGUGGGAGUUUUAAAGGCUUACGAUCCAGACUCUGUCAGUGUAGGAAAAUUGAGGUACAACAUCACAGGCGGAGACCUGAGCAAAUUCUACGUGUACCCCAGCAGUGGACAGGUCGUGGUGCGGCAGGCGGUGUAUCAGGAUCACCGUGACAACUACACACUGACAGUGACUGUCACAGAUGAAGGUGGGAAGAACGACACCACUCAAGUCACGGUAUUGGUAGUGCCCAGUUCCAGUUCAAUGAUCCUGAUUGUUCCUAUCACAAAUGAGGAAAUGACUUCAAACAAGCAGAAUCUAGUACAGAAACUAAGCAAAUUACUUGGCUCUAAAUUUGAGUUUGAAAAAUCCACACCACAUACUGAUGACAAACGUAUUGACCCAUGCAGGACGGAUGUCUUGUUUCAUUGCAUCAAUCUAACAACAAAUUCUGUGCUUCCUAAGACAUUUGUGCAAGAAAUUAUUCAUACAAAAAAUCAACAGAUAACAAAUCUAUUCUGCCAUGCCUUCAAUGACUCAUCUCCAUGUCAACGUUGUGCUGAUGUUACUGUACAGAGGGUACCAGUUGAACACUCCUCCAAGAUUUCCACUGCAGAGAUUGCAUUGUUGGUGAUUGGUUCCCUCAUACUGGUAGGGGGAGCUGCUUCCAUGGCCAUCAUUUUGCGAUCUCCAAAACGAGAUCAAGAAGAUGAAAAGAAAUCUGAAAGCAAUAUUAGCAUGAUGGAGUUGGAGAGUAUGGCCUCAAACACUCUCAGCAAGACCACCGGCUCGGCAGCGGGGGUGAUCAACCCAAUGUUUGACCAACAAGAGUUGGCCCAGACGUCUCCUACAGUAGAGACCGAGACACUGGUCACAGACGUAGCAGAACCCACGACCCGGAAAAGAACAGCAUCGUACGAAUCCCAAGAGGUCAUUCUGGAUUUCCAAGAGAACGAUAACGACUAUGGAAACCAGCAAAUCAGCCACAGCAAUGCGGACAGUGGGGUGGACGAGUCCGAUUCUAGUCCUUCUGGAUCCAUACAGACCGAGAAUGAUAUCGAGGCUUCGGGGGCAUCACCAAUAGGUGGCAGCACUGGGGCCAAGAUUGAGUUCACUGGUGAUGUCUACCGGACAGAAUCAUCAGAGAAUGAGAGACAGGGUAUAUUUAUUGCCAUGGAAACAGGAGACACGACUGAUGACGAUAUAAGCUAUGACGGUUCAACGGUUUCUGGGGGGGAACGAAUGUCAAAUAGCAUGGCAAGUGACUUGGAGGAUGAAGAAUUGGGCGGCGAUAACACGGACAUGGCGGAGAGAUCGAGCAAGACGGACAGUCUAGAAGGUGUAGAGACAAACGACCUGAGUAAGCACUCACCAGGAACCAAGUCUGUGACAUUCAAACCCGGGCCUCCAGUCGUCGCGGAAUACGAAGCUGAGGAGGACAUGACGACUGCUCUGUAAACCAAACGCCGCCGGUCAGACACGAGGUCAAUAAUUACUGACAGUCAGACAUGAGUGCAAUAAUAAUGAACGAUGGAACGCGAGCAGGCCACUAAGUUACAUAUUGAGGGGGAUAUCUAUACAAUUCUUGCAGUGAAUUCACUUUUUAUAUAGAAUGUGAUGUUAUUGUAAAGAUGCUAUGUUUUUCACAUUAUAUAUACAAGUAUACUUUCAUGAACAAACUUCAAAAUGAUGAAUUAUAUAAUUUCUGGUGUACAUUCGUUGAAAUUACCAAGUACUUAUGCCAUGAUUAUAUAUCUGUUAAUUUGCAUUUCUUUUCUUUUCUUCAUUCAAUACUUGUAUGUGGUUAUUUUACUAAAAAUUUAAUUACGAUAUUUUCAAUCACUAGUAAGUAAGAUUUUUCUUACAGUUACAUAUGUAUUGUUUCAUGUACAAGACGUACUUACUUUCAAUUUUACUGUGGAUACAUUGCACAUAUGUAUUGUACAAAACAUUUACCUUUUAUUUACAGGAAAUGGAUAUAGCAAGUACUUCUUACACACAACAUACUUAUCCACAAUACAGAUUUCCUUCCAUUUUUAUUAGAUGAAAAGUGAUUGAUUUUCUAUUCCGAAAUUUUGAAGGUUGAAUUGUAUAGAAAACUGAUCCAUUUCGACUUUUCCAUUCAUUUUGUUUUUACUUAUCCAAGGAAUAAAUGUCUUCGUUGAUUGUAUUAUUGAAGUUUUAACUUGUUUUUAUUGAUAAAUCCACUAAUGUAGAUAUUUGUUGUUUUCAUGCUCCCAUAAUACAAAUAACCGAGGCAUUUAUGUUUGAAAUUUAAUUGGUUGUCAUAUCGAGAUUAAAGAUCAGUGUUUUCAACGAGAAAUAAAUGCAUUGAAACGGCA
Messenger RNA from Ostrea edulis (European flat oyster), 12860 nucleotides. Its product is annotated as protocadherin Fat 4-like. The transcript has 69 exons. Gene Ontology annotation, biological process: homophilic cell-cell adhesion. The coding region runs from base 535 to 11976 and encodes 3813 amino acids. Lineage: Eukaryota; Metazoa; Mollusca; Bivalvia; Ostreida; Ostreidae. Gene Ontology annotation, cellular component: plasma membrane. Gene Ontology annotation, molecular function: calcium ion binding. The record is from RefSeq and is a predicted model, not a curated record.